Molecule: messenger RNA, 2079 nt
Organism: Lycium barbarum (goji berry)
Lineage: Eukaryota; Viridiplantae; Streptophyta; Magnoliopsida; Solanales; Solanaceae
Product: cytochrome P450 89A2-like
Exons: 2
Coding region: 127-1791 (554 amino acids)
Cellular component (GO): membrane
Molecular function (GO): oxidoreductase activity, acting on paired donors, with incorporation or reduction of molecular oxygen, NAD(P)H as one donor, and incorporation of one atom of oxygen; iron ion binding; heme binding
Source: RefSeq, a predicted model, not a curated record
UUUCCGGUUUAAGGGCCCAUACACGUGUUUAUAUCUGUGCUGACUGAACCACAACUGAGAAAAAGUAUCAGAGUCUUGGACCUGCACUUCAAGUUCAAUACUUCAGUCAUACAAGUGGAGAAAAUAAUGGAGUCAUGGCUCCUCCUCCUCCUCAUCAUCAUCCUCACUCUCUUUCUCUCUUUCUUAUUCAAAUCAAAUAACCAGAAGAAAGUUCCCCCCGGACCCUCUGCUUUUUCGGUGAUUAGCAGCUUCCUACGGGCUAACGCCGAUAUAGAACUCAUCCUCAGGGACCUCAAGACUAAAUAUGGUCCUGUAUUCAACUUCAGAAUUGGACUUGGAUUUCGUCGUCCUUCCAUAUAUGUUGCUAGCCACUCAUUAGCCUAUCAAGCUUUAGUCAAGCAAGGCGCUAUUUACUCUGACAGGCCAAAGGCCAGUUUAACCCUCCCCAGUAGCCGAAUUAACAUGGCCUCCUCCCCUUACGGCCCCACAUGGCGCCUCCUCCGCAGAAACCUUGUCUCUGAAAUGCUCCACCCUUCUCGGACAAAAUCCUACUCUAAGGUCCUAUCUCGGGUACUCAGUAUCCUCAUUCAACAGCUCCGUGCUGAUUCUGCAGCCACCGAAGUGAUAACGUUAAUUGAUCAAUUCCGUUAUGCCAUGUUUUAUCUUCUUGUCCUGAUGUGCUUCGGGGAUAAGAUAGACGAGCCUCAAGUCAAACAGAUCCAAGAUGUACAACGAAGAUGGAUCUUAACUCUUGGCCGAUUCAUCAAUCUCAGCUUUUUCCCAACAUCACUUCAAAAGAUCAUUUUCAGGAAUCAAUGGAAAGAGCUCAUCCAAAUGAUACAAGAGCAAGAGAGGGUCUUUAUACCUCUGAUCGAGGCUCGAAUGAAAGCAAAAACUGAGGAAGGAAUGGUGGCUUAUAAAGAUACAUUGUUGAAUUUGGAAUUCCCAGAGGAAAAGAGGAAGUUUAAUCAUGGAGAGAUUGUUAGUCUCUGCAGUGAGUUCCUCACUGGUGGUACUGAUACUACCUCCACCUCGUUACAAUGGAUUAUGGCCAACUUGGUCAAGUACCCUUCUAUUCAGGAAAAACUAUACCAAGAAAUAUCUGACGUAGUGAACAAAGGGAAUUCGAAGCCAAAGGAAGUGAAAGAGGAAGAUUUACAGAAAAUGCCUUACCUAAAAGCAGUGAUCUUGGAAGGACUAAGGCGGCAUCCGCCAGGUCAUUUCCUGCAGCCGCAUGCAGUGACAGAGGAAGUGGAACUCAACGGCUAUGUGAUCCCUAAGGAUGCAACAAUUACUUUCAUGGUUGCAGAUAUGAAUUUGGACCCAAAUGUGUGGGAGAAUCCCUUGGAUUUCAAACCAGAUAGGUUCUUAUCAGUGGAUGGUGAUACAGAAGCGUUUGAUAUAACAGGAAAUAGAGAGAUCAAGAUGAUGCCUUUUGGUGCAGGGAGAAGAAUGUGUCCAGGCUAUGGCUUGGCUAUGUUCCAUAUGGAGUACUUUGUGGCUAAUUUGAUCUGGCACUUUGAGUGGAAGGCUGUGGAUGGAGAUGAUAUUGAUCUAUCAGAGAAGCUGGAAUUCGCUGUUACGAUGAAAAAUCCAUUGCGUGCUCGCAUCCGUCCCAGACAAGCGCAGAUUGGUAAAUUUAUGCUUCAACCAGUGCAAUUUCACUUGAGCAAUCAAUAUGCAGCUCGCUUUCACUGUUACCUGGAAAUGCAGCAGGCUAAGCGAGGUUCAGAACUCAGAAGUGGACAUGAUGAAACACGUAACAUAAGAAUACACAAAGAGGUGAUCUGAUACUAGGGAAGUCAUUAGAGGUUCAGAAAUGAAGAGAUGAAGAGAGUCAUAUAUAUUAUUGAAUAAAGCAAACGAUUCUUCAUUGCUAGGAGAACAAUAGAAAAAUUUGUACUGUUUUAUCUCAUACAACAGCCAAAACUCAAAAUUCUGCUGACAUACCUGAAUUUUCAGAUAUUUGGCUAUUUAUGAUGGAUUAUUGAAAUAUUAAUGCCCAUUUUACCUCUUUCUUUCAUGGGGGAUCUUAUGCAUUGUUCAGAUUCUCAGAAGAGGAAAUAGUUUAGUGAGUCU